Molecule: messenger RNA, 9572 nt
Organism: Engraulis encrasicolus (European anchovy)
Lineage: Eukaryota; Metazoa; Chordata; Actinopteri; Clupeiformes; Engraulidae
Gene: rps6ka5
Product: ribosomal protein S6 kinase, polypeptide 5
Exons: 17
Coding region: 208-2679 (823 amino acids)
Biological process (GO): peptidyl-serine phosphorylation; intracellular signal transduction; regulation of DNA-templated transcription
Molecular function (GO): magnesium ion binding; protein serine/threonine kinase activity; ATP binding
Source: RefSeq, a predicted model, not a curated record
AGGAAUUCAUGUAGUGAUAGUAAUGGCAAGGUUUCUACCUUAGUAUGCUCGUGUUUUGGACAAUUUUUGGCCGUUCUCGGCCUUUAUUGUUUUAAUCGUAGCUGUCACGGAGAAAAGGGUGUCAUUCACUUCGUAUCCAUAGUGCAGUUUUGACAUUUAUAAACCAACUGGGGAACCUACACCAUAAGCCUUGCGAAUAACGUUAAGAUGCCGUCUACUUCGGUGGAGGGAUCAUCUGAAGAAGGUGACCUGUUUACUGUGAAACAUGAGCUGAAAACCACCAACUUGACGGGCCAUGUGGAGAGAGUCGGCAUCGAGAACUUUGAGCUGCUGAAGGUGUUGGGUACUGGAGCGUAUGGCAAGGUGUUCCUGGUGCGCAAGGUGAGCGGGCACGACGCGGGCAAGCUGUACGCCAUGAAGGUCCUGAAGAAGGCCACCAUCAUCCAGAAGGCCAAGACUGCCGAGCACACGCGCACCGAGCGGCACGUCCUGGAGCACAUACGCCAGUCGCCAUUCCUCGUCACCCUGCACUACGCCUUCCAGACAGACACCAAGCUACACCUUAUAUUAGACUAUGUGAAUGGAGGGGAGCUCUUCACUCACCUGGUGCAGCGGGUCCACUUUAAGGAGCAGGAGGUGGCGCUCUACAGUGGGGAGAUCGUGCUGGCCCUCGAACAUCUACACAAGCUGGGGAUCGUCUACAGAGACCUGAAGCUGGAGAACAUCUUGUUGGACUGUAACGGACACAUCGUACUCACAGACUUCGGCCUCAGCAAAGAGUUUCACGAAGUGGAGCGAGCAUACUCUGUGUGCGGCACCAUUGAGUACAUGGCCCCCGAGAUCGUGGAGGGAGGAGAGGCGGGUCACGACAAGGCGGUAGACUGGUGGAGUUUGGGUGUGUUAAUGUACGAGCUGCUGACGGGGGGCUCUCCCUUCACUGUGGACGGAGACGAGAACUCACAUUCGGACAUCGCCAAGCGUAUCCUGAAGAAGGAGCCCCCGUUCCCCAAGGACAUGAGUCCCCUGGCCAAAGACCUCAUCCAGCGGUUCCUCAUCAAGGACCCCAAGAAGAGACUGGGCUCCGGACCCUCAGGCGCCCAGGCCGUCAAGAGCCACCCCUUCUACCAGAAACUGAACUGGGAGGACCUGGCAGCCAAGAAGGUGGCGGCCCCCUUCAAGCCGGUGAUCCGUGACGCGCUGGAUGUCAGCAACUUUGCAGAGGAGUUCACGGAGAUGGACCCCACCUACUCUCCCGCCGCCCUGCCACAGAACUGCGACCGCAUCUUCCAGGGCUACUCGUUCAUGGCUCCCUCCAUCCUGUUCAAGAGGAACGUGGUGAUGGACGACCCCAUCCAGCUGUGUGGUGGAGCAGACAGGCCCGGCUCCGCAGCGGUGGCACGCAGCGCCAUGAUGAAGGACUCGCCGUUCUACCUGAACUAUGAGGUGGACCUGAAGGAGGCGGCGCUGGGGGAGGGUAGCUUCUCCAUCUGCAGGCAGUGCAUACACAAGAAGACACGCCAGUCCUACGCCGUCAAGAUCGUCAGCAAGAGGAUGGAGGCUCAGACGCAGAAGGAGAUUGCGGCCCUGAAGUUGUGUGAUGGCCAUCCAAACAUAGUCAAGCUGCACGAGAUUUACCACGACCAGCUGCAUACGUACCUGGUGCUGGAGCACCUGCGUGGUGGUGAGCUGCUGGAGCGCAUCCGAAGGAAGCAGCACUUCAGUGAGACGGAGGCCAGCCGCAUCAUGAGGCGCCUGGUGUCGGCCGUCAGCCACAUGCAUGACGUAGGGGUGGUGCACCGGGACCUCAAACCAGAGAACUUGCUGUUCACAGAUGACGGCGAGCAUUCUGAGAUCAAGGUGAUCGACUUUGGCUUUGCGCGGCUCAAGCCGCCAGAUAACCAGCUGCUGAAGACGCCAUGCUUCACGCUGCAGUACGCCGCCCCAGAGAUCCUCACCUACGACGGCUACGACGAGUCCUGUGACCUCUGGAGCCUAGGGGUCAUCCUGUACACCAUGCUGUCUGGCCAAGUGCCCUUCCAGUGUCAGGGGAAGAGUCUGACCCACACCAGUGCCGAGGAGAUCAUGAGGAAGAUCAAGAAGGGGGACUUCUCGUUUGAAGGGGAGGCCUGGAAGAGUGUCUCUCUGCAGGCUAAGGACCUCAUCCAGGAGCUUUUGACGGUAGACCCAAACAAGCGGAUAAAGAUGUGUGGUCUGCGGUACAAUGCCUGGCUGCAGGACGACAGCCAGCUCUCCUCCAACCCCCUCAUGACGCCCGACAUCCUGGGCUCCUCCACCGCCACCGUGCACACCUGCGUCAAAGCCACCUUCAGUGCCUUCAACAAGGUGAAGCGGCAGGGCUUCCGGCUGCAGACGGUGGACAAGGCGCCCCUGGCCAAGCGGCGCAAGAUGAAGAAGACCAGCACCAGCACGGACACGCGCAGCAGCUCCAGCGAGAGCACCCACUCCUCCUCCUCCUCCUCCCAGUCUCAGGACAAGAACUCGGGGGACGGCCAGCCUGGCCCCGGUGAGGCUAACCCUCGGCCCUCCACCAGCACGCUCUGGGAGGAGGAGAAGGCAGAGAGGGAGGCCGAGGUGGAGGAGGAGGAAGAAGAAGAUGAGGAAGGAGAGGGACACGGAGAGGAAGCUUCUGGAACUCAGCCACACUCACCGCCUCUUUGAGCUCUUUUUGGUCUUCCAUCGUGGGUUCAGCCAACUCUAAAGCAGCAGGGCUUCUAUUGUCCCUUCCCCCCCUUUCCUCUUGAGACAGGAAGAGGGGGCGUGUCCCGGAGCACACACAGGCCCCUCCCACCUUUUUUGUAGAAACCUCUACUGUCUGCAUGCUCUAUCGCUGUUCGCCAGCAUGCAUGAACAUGCACACACCUCCCUGCAAAAAAAAGACAAGAAAAAAAGGAAACAAAAACCCAAAAAAAAAUAUCACAGAAAUGCAAAACCAAAAAUAAACAAUAGCAAAACACUGAGUAAGCCUACUACAGUACAUGCAUGCCAGAAGCUGGGAGUCACCAAUGCUUCGUUCAUCUUUAGCAAUAGGCUCGCGUUCCACUGCUGGGCCUGAAUGGAUGUGAGCAGCAGGGUGUAUCUACCAGGUACCAAAGUGGGCCUGGCGCCCUUGUCCACAGACUGGUUCCCUCAUGUAGAAACAUCAUAUCUGAUCGUUGGCCACUCAGAGGGUUGAGCAAAGGUGGUGACAACGUCAGUAACUCUGAAGUUUAUUUUCUGGUUUCAGAUCAUUAUGUUGUCAAUCAAGAGAGACAAGCCCAAUCAGAGUGUGUGUUCCCAGUACGUCCGUCCUGCAAGCAGUGGAGUUUUUUUCCCAAAGCAGCAAAGCUGAGACAUCCAGGUACUAUGAACAUGCCCACACAUCCAUGCUUACAUGGCGUUAUGCAGCACAUCAUUUGGCCAACAAGGCGGGAUAGGCCAAUUCAUGUCCAAUUCAAGGUCUUUCAAAUUGCCUCUGCACGCAAUAGGAUGGCGCUACUUCAACCGAUCAGGGCAACAAACCUGGUACCUACCAUAAGUGUACAUCAUUGCACGGUCAUAUCUGUCACCAUUUUAAUCGAGAUUGGCAAUAUGCUUAUUGAACUUCAGUAGUGUGUUGCCAGGCUAAAUGGGCAAUGCUACGGUACGUCUAGAGUUGUAGGCUAGCGCCAGGCCGCCUAGCGUCAGGCCAGCCAGCGCACUGCCGCAGUAGCCAUUCAGCCCAGCGGUGGACAUAGUAAGGGCGAAUCAGAACAGGCCAAAUCACUGCAAGCAUGGCCUAUCAGGGAAUGUGUUUGUGGUUACGUACAGUACAUGUGUAUGUGUACUUGUGUCUUCGCUCAGUGGCACAUUUUUUAAAAGAAUUGUCAACGUACUUGGCAAAUUACAGGGUGUCUGUCAUCAAAGCGCUGUUGUUCACAUCAAAUGCCAGACUGCAUGAAACGAGGUGUGUAGAUUUCUACAACAUACACCUACACAAACACAAGGUCAGCAGAUCGAAGGGGAAAAUAUGUCCGUUUGGAGAUGACAAAACAAGAAACGUAAAGAGAAGCAGAUUGAUGUCUCUUGUGCUCGUUUGCACUGUGGCUGUCCAAGAAAACCAUAUACAGAGAGCAAAACAGCAGAGUAUUUAUUUAAUGAUUUGUAUAUGGAAAGUUUUUUUGUUACAUCAUAAGUACUGUGUUAACUUAUUCCUGUAGUUAUACUUGGCAUAUCUGCUCAUCGUGAGAGAUCUCUUUUCUUUUUUUCUUUUUUUUUUAAAUAAGAAUAAUGUUUUAGAUCGUGCUCUAUGUGUGCCAUAAUAUUUAUAAUGUAGACUACCUGUUCAGACACAUCAGUAAGUUACAACUUUUCGACAAAAAAAGAGAAAGAAAACCUAUUUCAGCGUAGGGAUUUUAAUGUUUUAGAAAACGUAUGCGAGUAAGUCGUUAUUUUAUAAUGUCAAUGUUCUAGUGAUGUCAGCCAUAGUGAAAUUAUGUGGCCCUUUUGAGGCUUCUUUUUUUUUUUUUUUUCGAGUUGAUUUCUUCUAUGCAGAAUGCAAUCUAUGCCCUUGAAUUUCACAUCAGAAUUGCAAUCACAAAGAUCUGUCUAGAGUGAAAAUGUUAAAAGAAAUGAAUUUGACAUGUGAUGUACUGUAUGCCUGUUGACAUUACAGAAUUGCCGCUAGAAGCAGCAGCAACAACCCUUUUUACAUAACGGGAAUGUACGUCCUUGGCCCAUAUUUCUGUGGUGGUGAUGGUGGUGGCGGUAGUUGUUGGUUGCUUUAUGGGAUAUUAUGGAUGCAUGUAAAUGGUAAUGUAAUAGUAAUGGUAGAUGCAGCCCCUUCCCCCAAUGGAGUUAUAUGAUCCAGAAAACCCUCUCUUCCAUGGAACUUCAAACUCCCUCACCUAGACACUGUUGGGAGAGGAGUGAGGUAGCCUUUUACUGCAUAUUGACUGAUGGCGCAUUCAGACCAACUGAGAAACGUGCCGGUGCCCCUUCCCGCACCUAAUCGCGAACCAGCCGGCGUGUUCACGCCACAGAUCUUAGCGUUCGGAAAAAUACUUGUUUUUUCUCUGCAAACCGUGACAACGAUGUGGGUCAGCAGGUUCAUCCAGGUGACACGUCACAUGUGCAAAAGUUCAGAGCCCUGUAUGAACGUGGGUGGUUCACAAGUAAGCACUUUAGUGCCGAACAUAUCUGGUGUGGGUGCGGGCACGGGCACCGCUCUGGUCAGCCUGAAAACGGCAUGAGAGCACUGGUUCAGCUGAUGUGUAGUACUGCACCUGUAGGACUGGCCAGCUUUGCCCAUCACGUGCAUAUUGGAACUGGUCUGGUAGUGGUUCUGUGUGGCACUGUGCCACUUCAUCAGGUCAGCAGCCUGUAGCCAGGUGCAGUUAGCAGCAAUGUGUUUCAAUCUGAAAUUUGUCAAGGGCUGUUUAUGGUAGCAGUUAAGGAGUUCUGUUUUGUAGAAUUCUUGCACACCUCCUUUGGCCAGGUGCGUAGGAGUGGAACACCCGGGUUACCAACGUUGGAGAUAAGAAAGCUUCCGCACACUGUUUACUUGCAGACACUGCAAAUGUGAACAGUAAGCGGGAGCUUUCUUGUGUCUAGCAGUUAAGGAGUUGAACUGGCAUCAGCUGGGGUCACACGGACUGGUGACUGGUGGAAGGCGCUUGACUAAGGUCCUCUGAAUACGGUACGAUCAUCGCCACACGCUUUGUCAUGGCUGCUCCCCUGUUCAUGUUUAAUGGGGAUCAGGGCCACUGGCAGCUUUUGGGCGGGCCAGGACAAAGUCAUCUGAGGGGGCCCCGCCACCCAAUAGAUACAAUAAUGACGACCGUAUUCUGUGACCCCUUUUCCAUGGGCCCAGGACAGCUCACCCCUUUAUCUGUGCUCCUGAUUGAUGGGCUUAAAUCGAAAGGUUAGAUAACAUUGUGUGCUCACUGUGUGGCAUGCGUGAUCAGAAAUCGCCAGUGGAAAUAGCUUCCACUUUGUGUCUCUGCUUCGUGAGUUUCUCUCAGGCUUGCCUGCUUGUCUUGUGAUGCACAGAAAUGCAUGGUGGGCGCUUUUCCAUUGUUAUCUGGGCUCUCUUUCUCUGGCUCACACUGGCUGCCCACCCACCCGGAGUCACUUGCACUGCUCCAUCUCUCUCUCUCUCCCUCCUCUCCUCUCCUCCUCUGCGAGGGUAAGAAUAGAACAGAGAGAGAGAGAGAGUGAGAGUUGGAUGAGAGCUGGAGAGGGCCAGUGUGUCCUACACUGAUCCUUCCCUCCAGGGAAAGCCAAGCUUUUGUUUAUUGCUCUUGUGUGUGUGUGUGUGCGUGCGUGCGUGCGUGCAGAAUUUUUGUCACUGUGUGUGUGUGUGUGACAGAGUGCGCGCUCCACUCAAAAAAACAAGGUUAGAAAAACAAGACCGAACAUAGUUGGGGAAUAUUUCCACUCAUUAACAUGCGUCUAGUGUGUCCUUAUCCCUGGCCAUCACAUCAUGCGUAACCGUGUGCCCUUUUUGUUUACAAGGCCGACAUCAAAGCAGCGCCACAGUUUUGGCCUGACCGUGGGUUACCUUGCUCCGAUGCAGUGCCCUUAACUUCCUCUAGCCGAGCCGAGCACAGGAAGGCGACGAGCCCCCAGGCUCUUCAGUCAUCCGUGAUGAUGUUUGUAUUUUUUUUUGUCUAGAAUUAUGCAACUGACCCUUUUCCUAGAACUAGGCUUGUUAUUCUGCCUUGUCUGCUUGGGUGUUCCGCAAAUCAUUUCAUGUGUGUAGUGUAGGUGUGUGUGUGGGUCUCUGUCAUGUGGUGGUGUCUUUCUUCAUCCAGACUUCUGAUAUGCACCCCUGGUCAGUGUAAAUAAGUGACUUAUGGAAGUCAUUUUUUGCCCUUAUUGGCCAUAUCAUCUUUGUCAGAAAGUCAGUGUUGAUUUUGGCUAGUCUUUGGCUAGUCAGCAUUUUCCUCCUCCCAAAGCUCUGGACUGUACAGAUGAUGAUGUGCUUCAAAGGCCGUAGGUCUCCCCAUUCUUUAGAGCGGGGUGGGGAGCCUAUGUCUCGAGGGCCUUUUACAGGCCUUGAGGCUGUCUUAACCAGCCCCCAACAUACUUUUAACGUUAUACAGUUUCAAAUGGAUUAUGACAAAGAGAUCUUGGAAAUUACAUUAAUAAUACAAUUCAGUUAUAUUUUCAGGGCACCUAGUGAAGGUUGGGUUUCUUGAAAAGGUGCCCACCUUCAAUAUGUAGACCUAAAGUGCAGAGGGAAAUCCUGGUUUGUGUUCAUAGUAUGGCCCUUGGAGGACUUUAACAUUUGAAGCGGCCCCUCAACCACCCCUGCUCUAGAGUCUCCAUAUGAAGACAUUGUGGCUCAUGGGGAGUGUGCGAAACUCGGGUAUUGAUUAAGUGAGUCUGAUAUCUUUUCAGACUUCUUGCCAUUAAUAAUGAAACCUAUUUGAUGCCUGGGGUAUUUUGGUUGGCUGCUCACUGGAGGCUUCUCGGGUCACAUCAGUGAUCAGUCGAUGGUUUACAGCGAGGAGCACUGCUCAGCUUGUCCUCUCAAACAGUUGUGUGUGUGUGUUUUUUGUUUUUUAAAGACAGCUCUUGUUUUAUGCAGUGCAUAUAUUUAUGUCUGCUUACUUGUGUGUUUGUGUUGUGCUACUACAGCUGGGUGCUUUCCGAUGUGUGUGCGCAGCAGAAGCCUGUCUGGAGUCUGUUGGGGGAGGAGGCGGGGGGGAGUGUGACCCGGCAAGCAAGCAUGUUUGGAGCCCACGACUGGGUGCACUUGAGGGCACGACACAAGCAAAUAACUCCAAUAAACAAAAGGAAAAUGGAACCCACUGAACCUCGCAUGGAACUAGGCGAUGCACACAGCUUUAAUCUUUACUUACACUUGACUUGCGCUCCAAGCAUGCUGCCCCCUGUAUACACCAAUAGCCAUCACACACACACACACACACACACACACACACACACACACACACACACACACACACACACACACACACACACCUCCCUUAACCUUGUUUUGACUUUGUUUACCGGUUGUAUUUUUCCCACCACUGUGAAGCCCCCGUGGUAAAAAGCCAAAGGCGGUUUGUGGUCAUCUGCGUGCUCAGCAGGUGGUGAGAGAAGUGUGUGCGUGUCUGCUGUGAAGUGCAUGACCAUAGAGUAGUACACAUCGGUGGCAUGAUGGAUUAGGUCGUUAUUUGUUACUGUCAUCAAAUGCAAUUUAGAUGCAUUGAAAGUCCAGGUAGAGAAUAAGAGAAGGCCUUUGACUGUAUUGUUUCUGAAACUUUUUUAUGGGUUGGGUUGUCUUUACCCAACUUUGGGUUGCCAUACUGUACUGUAUGUUCUCAAAAGGGUCAUGAAUCGGAUGAUUGUGUAUAAUGGUAUCACAACUGGCUUGGUAUCUCAAAUUGUGGUUGUCAAAGCAAAAAAGGAGAAAAAACAAGGUUGAGCUUGAUCACUGAGAUGCAUUGGCAUUCUACUUCAAAGGACAAGGAGACCUUUCAGUCGUAGUAUUUCUAUCUGUUGCCACUCGUUCAAGUUGGAAUGCCUUCUGGAAAGGUUGCUGGUUGUGAUAUGAUGCAGAUUAUUCACAAUGAUUUCUGAUAUCGUGAUCUCAGCUCACCAGGUCAAAGUGUGGUUCACAAAGCAAAAAAAAAAGGUUGGGGUCUAUUAUAUGGAUGCAUGGGCGAGUGGGGAGCCCUUGAAAGCUGCAUGUGAAGCAUUUCAGCAAACGAACCACCAGGGGGCAGUAUUAACUCAUUUUUGAGCAGGCAGCAGUUUUCCCUCUCAGCCUGCUCUCCUCCACUACACCCACUGUGCGGCAUUAGCAACCCUGAUGCAUAUGCAUUUAAAUGAGAAAAAAAGAGGAAAAUAGCUUUCAUGUGAACCUAUUUUAUUAUUAUCAUUACUGAAUUGUUGUUUGUUUUUUGUUGAUGUUCUCAAUCUCAUCUAGCUGGGCUAGAGGUUUAAAUUGUACAUAAAACAUAUCGGUAUUUGGAAAACGACAGAGUUAUGUCUGCUUGUGUGUUAGUUUAUUGAUGCUGCACAAUAUGAUGUGCGUUUUAAGUCAUAGGAUGGUUUGUAAUAUCCUUCAAGUCUUUUUUUUUCAUUUUGUAAAUGUUUCUUUCAUGUUAAAAAAAAUAAGAGGGAUCAUUAAUGUUAUCAACACAGAGGUUUUAUUUGUGUGUGUGUGUGUGUGUGUGUGUGUGUGUGUGUGUGUGUGUGUGUGUGUGUGUGUGUGUGUGUGUGUGUGUGUGUGUGUGUGUGUGUGUGUGUGUGUGUGUGUGUGUGUGUGUGUGUGUGUGUGUGUGUGUGACUGCUGCACAUAAGUAAGCAAGAUCUUUCUCCUCUCAAGGACGAGUACAAUGAAGCACUCUUUGUUAAUGAGUUUUGUGAAUUGUUUUUUGGUUACGGAUUGUGUUUGCAUUUUUGUUUUUGUUUUUGUUUGUUUCUGUUUUGCUUGGAUGUGAAUUAAUAUGUGUGUUCAAGAUGCUCAUAGGAAUAAAAAAUAAGGGCUUUCAAAGUUUAAAAAAAGGUUUUUAUCUUGGAAAAUGUUCUAAUGCUAAUGUAUUGUCACAAUUUAAAUAAAAUUUAUAAGGUAACAUCAA